AUGCGCCCGCCGCCCUCGCGUACUCCGUCGCGCGCCCACACAGCUACUCCCAGCCUCGGCGGAAGACCUUCAGAAAUGCCACCAUCACCCGCACACUCGGUUCAGGGUGGAAAGAGGAAAGAGCGCGAUUUUGACCAUCAGGAUCAGGACUACGAGACAAACAUCAAUGUAGUUGUGCGCUGCAGAGGUCGCAACGAUCGCGAGUUGCGCGAGAACAGCGGCGUCGUUGUCAAGACCGAAGGUGUCAAGGGCAAGAAUGUCGAGCUCUCCAUGGGUCCCAGCGCGCUCAGCAACAAGACAUAUCAGUUCGACAAGGUUUUCUCGCCAGCUGCAGACCAGGCUAUGCUCUUUGACGAUGUCGUCGAACCAAUCCUAGACGAGGUUCUCGGCGGUUUCAACUGCACCAUUUUCGCAUAUGGUCAAACCGGCACAGGAAAGACGUACACCAUGUCUGGCGACAUCACCGACAUGCAACCCCUGCCCGACGCUGCUGGUAUCAUCCCUAGAGUCCUGUACUCUUUGUUCAACAAACUCGGAGAAGACAACGAAAGUUCCGUCAAGUGUUCGUUCAUCGAGCUCUACAACGAAGAGUUGCGCGAUCUUCUGUCCACCGAGGACCACGCAAAAUUGAAGAUUUACGACGACAACAGCAAAAAAGGCCAAACAACCACUCUGGUUCAAGGCAUGGAGGAGUCACACAUCAAAACCGCGUCCAAAGGUCUCGAGCUGCUUAGGAGUGGCAGUCACAAGCGACAGGUUGCCGCCACAAAGUGCAACGAUCUCAGUUCUCGCAGUCACACUGUUUUCACCAUCACCGUCUACAUGAAGCGCGCCACUGAGACUGGAGAAGAUUUCGUCAGCGCUGGAAAGCUCAACCUAGUUGAUCUGGCUGGUAGUGAAAACAUCCAGCGCAGUGGUGCUGAGAACAAGCGUGCUGCCGAGGCUGGACUUAUCAACAAGAGUUUGCUCACUCUCGGUCGUGUUAUUAACGCGCUUGUGGAGAAGAGCUCUCACAUCCCAUACAGGGAAUCCAAACUCACACGUCUUCUGCAAGACUCUCUUGGUGGCCGUACUAAGACUUGCAUCAUUGCCACUCUUUCUCCAGCGAAGAGCAAUCUGGAAGAAACCAUAUCUACUCUGGACUAUGCUUUCCGCGCAAAGAACAUCCGCAACAAACCUCAGAUCAAUCAGAUGGUCACCAAGAAGACCUUGCUCAAGGAGUUCACCAUGGAAAUCGAAAAACUGAAGAGUGAACUCAUUGCGACACGCCAGCGUAACGGUGUCUACCUCACUCAGGAGGCAUACGAAGAGAUCAGUGUCGAAAGUGAAUCGAGACGUAUUCUCUGCGACGAACAGAAAGACAAGAUUGAGACCAUGGAGACCAAUUUGCGCAACAAAGUUCAAGAACUGUUCAGCCUGACUACUAACUUCAACGGGCUGAGAAAAGAAAAUGAGCAAGCAAAAUUGAUGCUUGAUGGGACCAAGAGCCUUCUCGAGAAAACCGAGGUCGUGCUCACACACACAAAGCGCAGCCUGACAGAGGAAACAUUUAUCAGGAAGGCUCAUCAGAGGACGGAAUCGAAACUCGCGGGGAUCGGAGAGAAUCUACUUGCGACACUUGCUUCCACCACGACGGACAUUUCUGGUCUCCAUUCGAAGAUCCAGAGAAAGGCAGACUUGCAUGCGCUCAACAGGGAGAACUGGACUUCAUCGAAGAGCAGAGUAACAGAUACGACCAGCACAGUUGAAGACAGAGUUGAAACUCUCAGACAACGCCAGGAACAGCUUCUCACAUCCAUGUCCACCAGAAUGCAAGGUUUCGUUGCAGAUGAGCUGCAGGAGCUUCAGCAAUCUCAGAGAUUCUUGCAAGAAAAGGCCGAAGCUUUCCAAAGAUCCGAGAAAGAAGUCAACGUCCAGACCGCGAAGGCUAGAGACGACGUUAACGAGGUACUUGAAGAAAUCAAGACUCUCCGUGAAGACGUCAAGCAGAAUGUCGGAAAUGGUCUGAACGAUCUUUCCGCUGCUGCUCAACGCAUCACGGCUGGUAUCUCAACUGAGCUCGAAAUCUUCCACACACAACUUCACGCAUCCUAUGUUUCGCUAGGUCGUGAUUUCAAGGCGAUCUUCGACGAUGUCGUCAAGCAACUGAGUGAACAACAAGCCGAGUCCGAACGCUUGCGACAGCAGAUCUUGACCGCCAACUCGACAUUCAUGAAAGCUGGCCAGGAGUCUCGUCAAACAUUUGAAGAAGCUAUGGAAGAAGAGCGCCGUCGUGCCGCCACUGACCGCGAAAAGAUGCUGUCCCAAAUCAGCUCUCUGAUCACUUCUUCUGCCGAAGCCCAAGAGCGCAGGAUCACUGAACAUAUUGCGCACGCAUCCAAGCGCGUUAAGACUUCUGAGGAUGAUUACAGUGUCGCCCGCGAAACUUACAACGAAAGCUCCGAUGCUUUGACCACAAAGUCCAAGUCACUCGUCGACUCUUGUGUCCGUUCGCGUGAAAACGUAAAGGCCAAGAUCAAGGGAGAUUGGAAUGCAGCCAACGACCAGACCGAGAAAAUCAAGGCCACCACUGAAGUCGUCCAUGCCGAGACUGUUCGCAUCGUCGACACGCAAAUGUCCAACAUGGACACCCAACUCAUCUCUCUCGACGAGAUUGUGUCACGUAUCCGUGCCCAGAAUGAUACUCACCACACGGCACAUACAGCCUCCCUCGCUCAACUGUCGAGCGAUGUACAGCACUCAUACUCGAAUAUCGGAACCCACAUGGAGACAUCGUACACACGUACACAAGGACUCGACACAGACAUGCAAACUCGAACCGCGGACCUUGCAUCCACUCUUCCAGAGCUCGGCUCAUCUGGUGAAAUUAUUCAAACGUUGCACACUUUGCGCGAUGACAUGAAUGCUGCCGAGCUCACCGAAUACGUUCCUACUGGUCAAACUCCAGCGAAGGUUGCCUACAGCUAUCCUACUACCCUGCCACGAACUGCCAAACACGAAUCGUUGCUGGAACGACUGCGUGAUGGCAAUUCCUCGAUCGAGGAAAGCCCAGUCAAAGAGUCACAAAUUCGUAGCAGUCCCAGAAAGAGAGAUGGCCAGUCACCCUCAAAGGCCAUCAUUUACACGGAUAGUCCUAUCAAUGGCAACACCGAGACUUCGUCAGAUGCGCCAGUCGAUAGCGAUGCCGCCCGCAAUCGUCCUCACAGUCUACCCGGACAGGUUGGAUUACGAGAGAUCGACGUCAAUGUUAACGCGGCUUCAAUGCCCCUCUCCGCUGAGUAUCCAGAGUCCAGGAUUGGUUUGCUCAAGAGGGGAAACACCAUGCCUCAACUGGAUGCCAACGCCAGGGUCGACAGCAAGUUGCCUAUGAAGCGACCUACUCGUAUGACUGCUGGCUUGGUUGCAGAAGGUAGAGAGAACAUUGGUGCUGCUGGCAGUGCAGCAAGUAGAAGAUUGAGACCUCGUGGUAGUGACUAA
Messenger RNA from Aureobasidium namibiae CBS 147.97, 3477 nucleotides. RefSeq names its product kinesin-domain-containing protein. Gene Ontology annotation, cellular component: spindle microtubule; nucleus. The transcript is spliced from 2 exons. Gene Ontology annotation, biological process: mitotic spindle assembly; microtubule-based movement. Gene Ontology annotation, molecular function: plus-end-directed microtubule motor activity; microtubule binding; ATP binding. Lineage: Eukaryota; Fungi; Ascomycota; Dothideomycetes; Dothideales; Saccotheciaceae. The coding region runs from base 1 to 3477 and encodes 1158 amino acids. The record is from RefSeq and is a predicted model, not a curated record.